Molecule: messenger RNA, 1815 nt
Organism: Aspergillus terreus NIH2624
Lineage: Eukaryota; Fungi; Ascomycota; Eurotiomycetes; Eurotiales; Aspergillaceae
Product: cyclin family protein
Exons: 4
Coding region: 1-1815 (604 amino acids)
Biological process (GO): mitotic cell cycle phase transition; regulation of cyclin-dependent protein serine/threonine kinase activity
Cellular component (GO): centrosome; nucleus; cytoplasm
Molecular function (GO): cyclin-dependent protein serine/threonine kinase regulator activity
Source: RefSeq, a predicted model, not a curated record
AUGGAUGCCAAGCCCCAGAGAAUUCGCGUCCGAACGGACGAGAACGCUCCCUUCCCGCUUGCUACCGGCAAGACCGUUCACCAGCGAAACAAGUCCACACCGGCCCUGUCGACGAUGUACCAGACCGGCACCACCAAGAAUAAUGGUCCUCGGAGGGCCGCUUUCGGAGAUGUCAGCAAUACCACCAAUUCGGUCCAAGGCAGCCGCGACGAUGCCGCCCUCGCCGUCAAGAAAUCGUCCAAAGCCCUGGAGAAACCAGCCGCCCUCAUUGUGGAGCGCAAACCAUCCGUGUUGUCCCAGCCCGCCCACCGUCCCUUGUCCACGUCGGGCGUGAAGGGUGUGCUGAACACGGUGGCCACCCAGAAGCCCCUCGAGCAAUCCGGAAAGACCGUCGGUCUACAACAAACUGCGAACACACGGAAGCAUCUCAUCAAGCGCGGAACCGUCUUCAAAGACUCGUUGGAGCCGUUGACUGAGAAACGUGAAAUCCCAUCCAAGGAAACAACCGAAUUAAAGGAAGAAAACAUUGAGGGCCAUUUACCAGCGUCGUCCUCCGCGCCGUCGCAGCUGGACAGUCUCCAGGAGGCCAUCGCCCCCUCCAAGACAUCGAUUGAGAUUGUGAGCAACCUGCCGGACAACUCAGAGACUGAAGAGGAAAACGAGGUUUCAAAGACGGAGGAUGACUGUCAAGUCCAAGAUGUCAAGGAACGCGUCAAGACUCAGGAUCCAGUGCAUGAUCAUCUCCCAGCACCGUCCGAGCCUGAAGAGUACUGGGAUGACGAGGAGGACGAGAAUGAGGAUGAAGAUGGCUACAACACGGCCACUGCGUACCGCUCUCGAGGUGACAACACCACUGGAGGAACCACGACGGUUCUCUUCCCUAAGUUCACCCAGAAAGUGAAGCGGGAGCUGGCUCUCGCCAAACAGAUCGUGGAGGCUACUCGGACGGUGGAAGACAUUGAGGAUGAGUUUUGGGACACAAGCAUGGUCGCUGAUUACAGUGAUGAUAUCUUUGAGUACAUGAAGGAGCAAGAGAUCAAAAUGAUGCCUAAUGCUCACUACAUGGACAACCAAGCGGAAAUACAGUGGUCCAUGCGCUCCGUCCUUAUGGAUUGGCUUGUGCAGGUUCACCACCGGUUCUCCCUUCUCCCAGAGACGUUGUUUCUCUGUGUUAACUACAUCGAUCGCUUUCUCUCCUGCAAGAUUGUGUCCCUCGGAAAGUUGCAGCUUGUCGGCGCAACAGCCAUCUUUAUCGCUGCCAAAUACGAAGAGAUCAACUGCCCCUCCGUCCAGGAGAUCGUGUACAUGGUUGAUGGAGGCUACACCGUCGAUGAAAUCCUCAAGGCUGAACGGUUCAUGCUCAGCAUGCUGCAAUUUGAGCUGGGCUGGCCCGGCCCGAUGAGCUUCCUGCGGAAGAUCAGCAAGGCUGAUGACUACGAUCUGGAGACCCGAACCCUCGCCAAAUACUUCUUGGAGAUCACGAUCAUGGAUGAGCGUUUUGUCGGAUGUCCCCCUAGCUUCACCGCUGCUGGUGCUCACUGCCUGGCGAGACUGAUGUUGAGAAAAGGCACCUGGUGUCAUGCGCAUGUCCACUAUGCGGGCUACACCUAUUCUCAGCUUCUUCCGUUGAUCUCGCUGAUGAUGGAGUGCUGCGAGCUUCCUCGCAAGCACCAUGCCGCCAUCUACGAGAAGUAUACGGACAAGCGUUUCAAGCGUGCUUCCUUGUUUGUCGAGGCUGAGAUGAGGAAGGGAUUCCGUCUCCCCGAGACACCCAAGGACACUUCUGCCACGCUCGACUAUUGGAAGCGUGCGUGA